This is a messenger RNA of Tetrapisispora phaffii CBS 4417, 1569 nucleotides long. RefSeq lists its product as uncharacterized. Gene Ontology annotation, molecular function: L-alanine:2-oxoglutarate transaminase activity; pyridoxal phosphate binding. Gene Ontology annotation, biological process: biosynthetic process. Lineage: Eukaryota; Fungi; Ascomycota; Saccharomycetes; Saccharomycetales; Saccharomycetaceae. The coding region runs from base 1 to 1569 and encodes 522 amino acids. The transcript has a single exon. The record is from RefSeq and is a predicted model, not a curated record.
AUGAUGCUAAGAAGUAGAUCUACAAAUUGCACAGUUAACGCAGCCAUUGCAUUAUCAGGCAAGAGGUUGCUAAGUUUAACAACAAUUUCUUUGAAACAUAAAAAUUUUAAACCAGCUGAUAAAUUGACUAUCAAUGAUUUAAAUGAAAAUGUUUUGAAAGCCAAAUAUGCUGUUAGAGGUAAAAUCCCAGCUAGAGCUGAAGUAUUGAAGCAACAAUUAAUUGAUAAUCCUUCUAGUUUACCAUUUAAAAAAGUUAUCAAUGCUAACAUUGGUAAUCCCCAGCAGUUAAAUCAAAAACCUUUGACUUUUUAUAGACAAGUGCUAUCAUUGUUGCAAUACCCAAUGGUUUUAGACGAAACUUUCUCAGGCAAUACCAAAACAUUGUACAAGCAGGAUGCAAUUGAAAGAGCUAAGCGUAUAUUAAAUGACAUUGGCAGUUCUGUUGGUUCUUACUCUAGCUCCCAAGGUGUUUUUGGUCUAAGAAAAACUGUUGCUGAAUACAUAUCAAGAAGAGAUGGUGGUGAAAAGGCAUACGCAGAAGAUAUCUUUUUAACUGCUGGUGCUUCAUCGGCUGUUUCAUAUUUGUUAAACAUUUUAUGUAAGGGUAAAGAAUCAGGUGUACUCAUUCCAAUUCCACAAUAUCCUUUAUAUACAGCUACUUUGGCAUUGAAUAAUACCAAUGCAUUGCCUUACUAUUUGGAAGAAAAUUCAGGAUGGUCAACUAAUAUGGAAGAAAUUGAAAACGUUGUUCACAAUGCCAUUCGUGAAAAAAUUAUUCCAAGAGUUUUAGUUGUUAUUAAUCCAGGUAAUCCAACUGGUGCUAUUCUAUCGGUGGAAUCGAUUGAAAAGAUUUUUGAUGUUGCAGCUCAUCACGGUAUAGUGGUUAUUGCAGAUGAAGUUUAUCAAGAAAAUAUAUUCCCAGGGAAUGAAUUUCAUUCGAUGAAAAAGGUCUUAAGAGAUCUUCAAAGAAGAGUGCCAGGUAAAUAUGAAAAUGUCCAGUUAGCUUCUUUGCAUUCGACCUCUAAAGGUGUUUCUGGUGAAUGUGGUCAAAGAGGUGGUUACAUGGAAUUGACUGGAUUUUCUACUGAAAUUAAACAUGAAAUUUUAAAAUUAUGUUCAAUUUCAUUAUGCCCAGUUGUUACUGGUCAAGCCCUUGUUGAUUUGAUGACUUGUCCUCCUAAGAAAGGUGAAGCCUCUUAUGAACAAGAUCAAAUGGAAAGAUCUACAAUUCACAGUGAGUUAUAUGAAAGAGCGACUUAUUUAUGGAAGGCAUUUAAUGAGAUGGAAGGUGUAUCAUGCCAAAAGCCACAGGGUUCAAUGUAUUUAUUCCCAAAAAUUGAUAUUCCACAUAAAGCUUUGGAAAAGGCACAAGAACUUGACAUCACACCAGAUGAAUUAUACUGUGCUGAAUUAUUAGAAGCAACUGGUAUUUGUACAGUUCCAGGAUCUGGUUUUGGUCAAAAACCUGGUACUUUCCAUUUAAGAACCACUUUCUUGGCGCCAGGAACUAGUUGGAUCGAUCAAUGGAGAGAGUUCCACCAAAUAUUUUGUAAUAAGUACCGUGAUUGA